Messenger RNA from Pelobates fuscus (common spadefoot toad), 2090 nucleotides. Its product is annotated as solute carrier family 46 member 2-like. Gene Ontology annotation, biological process: transmembrane transport. Gene Ontology annotation, molecular function: transmembrane transporter activity. Gene Ontology annotation, cellular component: membrane. The transcript has 5 exons. The record is from RefSeq and is a predicted model, not a curated record. NCBI's taxonomy places the organism in Eukaryota, Metazoa, Chordata, Amphibia, Anura, Pelobatidae. The coding region runs from base 416 to 1822 and encodes 468 amino acids.
GAAACCUCCUAUACCAGAAGUGAUGAGAAAAACACUAACAGCGUCGGUAUAUUAUAAACAGUUGGUCCUCUGUGAACGCUUAAGAACAAUGUCAGAACUCAGACAAGUGUUGAAUAGUGGAUGUCCUUCUUCAUAAGAUAGAACCAUGCUAAGUCAACAAAGUUUCAUCAUGUUUACCUAGAAUUUCAGUCAAGCAAAUGUCUGAAACACAUCCGAGGACCAUCAGCAAUUUUUCUGGAUGCAUUGUCUGAAACUGUGUCAGUUCCCUCAAUGUUCGAGAGACAACCCCAUUUUAAUACAUUUAUUUCUAAGGAGUUGUUUUUAUGUUUGCUCUAGCCACUUCUAAUGCCUAUUUAAGAGUAUAUGGAGAAUGGCUUUAUUAAUUACAAUCUAUGAAUAACCAAUUAAUAUAACAAUGGUUAUGAUAAGGACAUGGAUUGAGCCUAUCGUGGCCGGGGCUCAGGUUGCAAGCUCUUUCUAUGAUACCAGCUUGCUUCUGGUGGUGAAGAAUCACUAUAACGAAACAACCUCAUUUACUAAUAGCUCUCAUGAGGAUGCGCUACAGAAAGCCAUCUCAAACUUUUAUAUAACAUACAAUUUGAUCCUGGGCUUGACCCCACUACUCUCUGCCUAUAUACUGGCUAGAAUUGGUGACAGAAGCAACAGAAAGAUCACUAUUUGCAUACCAAUGAUUGGAUACCUCGUAUCUCGGUUAUUCUUAUUAUUUGUCAUUCUCUGGGACUGGCCAAUAGAGGUGAUGUUUGGAUCUGCUGCACUGAAUGGUUUAACAGGCUGGUUCACUACCUAUUGGGGUGGUGUAAUGGCCUGGACUUCACAGGAUUCUUCUGAGAGCAGAAGGUCUCUUAGACUCAUUAUUAUUGAAAUGGUUUAUGGACUGGCAGGGUUUGUCGGCAGCUUGGUAUCUGGUCACAUAUUUAUCAAUUUAAGCAUUGGAAAUCGUCAAGGAGUCAUUCUCGUUUGCUGUAGUCUUGGCUGCUAUGUCUUCUGUGUCCUGUACAGCAUUUUUGUCUUGAAAACACCUGAUUCAGUAGAAACAGAUGCUCAAAAAGAAAAAAAGAAAAACAAAUCUUUUGAGGAAAUUCAAAAUGACCCUGGGAAUUCUGAAUACACUGAAAAAAGCAGAUUGUUGGAAAAUGAUCCUAUUAUUAAUUCUCUACCUGGUGAUCAAAAAUUUUUAACACCAUCAAAACUGAUACUCAUAAUGAUGUUUACUAGUGUAAUUCUCUUCAAUGUUGCAUCAAUUGGAGCAGAAGAUGUGAUCAAUAUAUUUGUACUAAAAAAACCUUUAAGUUGGGGACCAGUUGAAGUUGGCUAUGGCAAUGCUGCAGGCUAUGUGAAUUACAUUACUAGCUUUCUAGGAGUUUUUGUAUUUUCCAGAUGUGUGGGAGACCUGGGCCUGAUUGUUAUUGGAAUGUUAUCAUUCAAUGCUGGGAUUCUGAUCAUGGCCUUCGUACGCUGGACUUAUUUAUAUUAUGUUGCUCGGGCUGCGAUGAUGUUUUCUCUUAUUCCAACACCAACCAUCAGGUCAAUGAUCUCUAAACAUGUUGAAGGAUCUUCAUACGGCAAAGUCUUUGUUGUUCUUCAGUUAGGAAUAGGAAUUGUAGCUGUAAGUGCAUCAGCUGGAUUCAACAAGUUAUACCAAGCCACAUUAGACUGGUACAGCGGGUUCUGCUUCGUUUUAUUCAGUGGCAUUGGCUUUAUCAGCAUUAUUCCCAUUAUUGUUGCAGCCUGCAAGCAAAGAUCGGUAAAUAUGCAUCACAGACCUCCCCUGAUUGGAGAAACAGUCUAUGGAACCACUUAGAAGAUUACUUGCACUAUUCUAGGCCAAGAGACUGGUUUGAUUAACUGUACUGUAGAGUUUUAUUGUUUUCAACUAUUGAUUUUUAUUUUUGUAAUAUUUUUAAAAUUUUACAAAAUAUUACAAUACUGCACUUUGCCUGUGUUUGGUUGCAAUAAUGUUUACAUAUGUUCUUAAAUCUUCAACCAAAAUCAAUCAUUCAAUAGUAAUCGAAGUGAACAAACUACCCUAAAGUUUACUAUUUUAUUCAUAAUAAAUGUUAUGUAACAUG